This is a messenger RNA of Mauremys reevesii (Reeves's turtle), 1581 nucleotides long. Its product is annotated as zinc finger protein RFP-like. The record is from RefSeq and is a predicted model, not a curated record. The transcript has 7 exons. Gene Ontology annotation, molecular function: protein binding; zinc ion binding. Bases 16 to 1470 code for a protein of 484 amino acids. NCBI's taxonomy places the organism in Eukaryota, Metazoa, Chordata, Testudines, Geoemydidae.
UGCCCAGAGGGAGCCAUGGCUGCAGAGAACCCCGUGGAAAGUCUCCAGGAGGAAGCAACAUGUCCCAUCUGUCUGGAGUAUUUCACAGAACCUGUAACUCUGGAGUGUGGGCACAAUUUCUGCCGAGCCUGCAUCGCCCAGUGCUGGGAGGGAUCCGAUACAGCCGCCUCCUGCCCUCAGUGCAGAGAAGCUGUGCAACAGAGAAACCUCAGGCCCAACAAGCAGCUGGCAAAUGUCCUAGAAAUAGCCAAACGGCUGAGUUUACAAGCAGCAAAGGGAACAGGAGGGGAUGGGGUGUGUGAGAGACACCAGGAGGAUCUGAAACUGUUCUGUGAAGAGGAUCAAGCCCCCAUCUGUGUGGUCUGCAGAGAGUCCCGGGCUCAUCGCGCUCACACGGUGGCUCCCAUAGAGGAGGCUGCCCAGGAGUACAAGGAAAAAAUCCAGGCCCAUUUGAAGACUCUGAGGGAAGAGCAAGAAAAGCUGCUGGGAUUGAAAGUGACUGGAGAGGGGAAAAGCCAGGAGUAUCUGAAACAAACACAAACCGAGAGGCAGAACAUUGUGUCUGAAUUUCAGCAACUGCGGCAGUUCCUGGAGGAACAAGAGCGACUCCUGCUGGCCCAGCUGGAGAAGCUGGACGAGGAGAUUGUGAGGAUCCAGAAUGAAAAUGUCAGUAAACUCUCCGAGCAGAUUUCCCAUCUCAGUGAGCUGAUCAGUGAGAUGGAGGGGAAGUGUCAGAAGCCAGCGAGUGAAUUCCUGCAGGACGUCAGAAGCACCUUGAGCAGGUGGGAGAAGGGGAAGUUCCAGCAGGCAGAGGAGAUUUCUCCUGAACUGGAAGAGCAAGUCAGUGGUUUUUCACAGAAAACUAUUGCGCUACUGGAGGCUCUGAGGAAGUUCAAAGCCACUCUGCCAUCUGCACUGGAGACAAAAAGAGAGGAAUCCCUACGAGCACACAGACAGACGAAUGUGACUCUGGAUCCAGACACGGCUCAACCCCAACUCGUCCUGUCUGAGGAUCGAAAAAGUGUGAGAUGGGGACACACACGGCAGGAUCGGCCCAACAACCCUGAGAGAUUUGACCCUGAGCCCUGUGUGCUGGGCUGUGAGGGAUUCACCUCGGGGAGACAUUGCUGGGAGGUGGAGGUGGGGGAUGGGCAAUGCUGGGCUGUGGGGGUGGCCAGAGAGUCUGUGAGGAGGAAGGGAGGGAUCAGCCAUAGCCCUGAGGGGGGGAUCUGGGCUGUAGAACGGGACUGGAGUCAGUUCCGGGCUCUCACCUCCCCUGUGACCCCCCUGCCCCUGAGCCGGACCCCCAGCAGGAUCCGGGUUUGUCUGGACUGUGACCGGGGGCAGGUGACAUUUAUCGAUGCUGAUGACGAGGCCCCAAUCUUCACUUUCCCGCUGGGCUCUGUCCCUCGGAUGAGAAUCCAACCCUGGCUCUGGGUGUGGAGAUCCCGGCUCAGACUGUGUCCCUGAGACCCGGGGGAGAAUAUUCCACUGGGGACCCUGAGAUCAGCCUCUCUAGCCUCACACACUGAAGGACAUAAAUCCACACCAUGUAGAGGUCAAGCAUAGGAGUUUAUUACA